UGUCUCUGCUCUACUGGAGAAUCCUGAUUGUAAAGUGAAAUAUCUGAGGUUGCGGGAGUGUGGACUCUCAGAUAAAGACUGUGCUGCUCUCGCUUCAGCUCUGAGAUCAAACCCCUCACACCUGAGAGAACUGAAUCUGUCUGUGAAUAAUAUAAGAGACUCAGGAAUGAAGUGUCUCUCUGCUGUACUGGAGAAUCCUCACUGUGAACUGGAGACACUGAGGUUGCGUAGUUGUGGAUAUGAAGGCUGUGCUGCUCUCGCUUCAGCUCUGAGAUCAAACCCCUCACACCUGAGAGAUCUGGAUCUGUCUGGAAAUAAAGUAGGAGACUCAGGAAUGAAGUGUCUCUCUGCUGUACUGGAGAAUCCUCACUGUAAACUGGAGACACUGAGGUUGCGGGAUUGUAGAGUAUCAGAUGAAGGCUGUGCUGCUCUCGCUUCAGCUCUGAGAUCAAACCCCUCGCACCUGAGAAAGCUGGAUCUGAUUUGGAAUAAAGUAGGAGACUCAGGAGUGAAGUUUCUCUCUGAUCUGAAGGAUGAUGAACGUUACAAACUACAGACACUGAAAUUUAAAUGGUGAUGAACAAUUGUGUGUGAAGACUCCAGUGUUCCUGCAUUUCCGUG
Messenger RNA from Silurus meridionalis, 621 nucleotides. Its product is annotated as ribonuclease inhibitor-like. Bases 167 to 577 code for a protein of 136 amino acids. Gene Ontology annotation, molecular function: protein binding. The transcript is spliced from 5 exons. Lineage: Eukaryota; Metazoa; Chordata; Actinopteri; Siluriformes; Siluridae. The record is from RefSeq and is a predicted model, not a curated record.